GCAAAACAUCACUCCAGGAGUCCUCACUAUUUUCGUCUUCGACAUUAGUCUGAGUCAAUCACCAGCAGAGACCAUCGAAAAGCAACACGAGCCGUUGUCAGCCGCAUGGAUUGCUACACUGGUAGGGGAGAAGACUACAACGGCACGGCCGAUGUGGCUGUAACCAACGAGACCUGCGUCGAAUGGAGUUCGGUGUCGAAUUGGAACUACACACACAGUUUUUGUCGAAAUCCGGACGCCAGCAUGGACGAACCGUGGUGCUACAUCAACUCGCAGAAUCCUCACCCAAUGCGGUGUCACCUGGAGAGGUGUCAAGAGCCUGAAGUUGGUCUGUCUGUUGAUUUUAUUGUGGCGGCGAGUGUUGUACCAUUCGUCGUUGCUCUCUUACUCUUCGCUCUCCUGAUUGUCUGGCAAAAAGCGAGAAGGAGACGACUGGAAAGAAGUGGAAGUACGGAUUUGAUAGCCGAAGAUGUCGAUGGGCAGAAUCAUUCGGAUGGUACCAAAGGCAGUGGAAACGAUUCGGGGAUCGAGAUUAUCAUUGAAGAAGUCGGGACUGUAGUGAAGGACAAGCUGGAUGGAGGGAUACAACGGUCACCGGUGAAAAGCAAGCCUGUAGAUGCGAAAUAUCACGAGCCCGAAAUGCUGUAUGAGUCUCAGCGCGGUCGAACGGCUUGGGUCCUACCUCCUCUUCUUGGUAUCGAGCAAGAGUUCCCACGUGACCAGCUGUGCUCGCUCAAAGUUCUCGGUGCAGGAAAAUACGCCAAGCUGAUGCAGGGCGAGGCGAUGACGCUUGUGGAUGAGUGCCCAGUGUCAUCUACUGUGCUCAUCAAGGUAAUAUCCGAGACUGCCACUGAAUCUCAAGUCAAAGAAUUCAAAAAUGACGUCGCACGAGUGGCAAAACUCCAACACCCGAACGUGUUAGAGAUAUCAGCAGUCUGCACGACUACAUACCCAUUCUCGAUAAUCUACCGGCUCGAUGACUAUGUCUCACUCAAAGAAUAUCUCAUAACAGCAGCCGCAUGCAACGAGGCCGACUUCGAUAGUUCGUUUCUCUCUCGAAACUCGACUGGGCCACUUUUUACUGAACUACUCAUUAACAGUGAUCUUCUAUCAAUAUGUUACCAGGUCGCUGAAGGCAUGAAGUACCUCUCAAGAGAGGACUUCGUGCACAAAGACCUGGCAACACGGAACUGCCUAGCAGGCAAUGGAAUUCAAGUGAAGAUUACAUUGUAUGGGGUACCACUUCAAGAGUAUAGCAAAGACUAUGCACCUCUGGAGCAAAUCAGAGCAGGUAGCAACAAAAGCAACGCAUCGCGUCGUUUGAAAACGAAAUCUGCAUCAUUGCCUUUGCGCUGGAUGGCGCCCGAGUCGCUCCAAACUGGCACAUGCACCACUGAGAGUGAUGUGUGGUCGUUCGGAAUUCUCAUGUGGGAGGUGUUCAGUCUGGGAGAGAGGCCAUACAAUCUGCUGACCGAUGUCGAAGUUAUCGAGCAAGUUGCCAAACAUGGACACACUAUUGAUUGUCCACCUCGCUGUCCGCCCGAGGUGCAUGCUCUUAUGACCAAAUGCUGGCGACAGACACCAGAGUCGAGACCUUCGUUUGCUGAACUUCACAACUCGAUGGAUAAAUGGAUAAAGGACGGUCGAUAUACUGACUCUUCAACUACAUUCCUUUGAUCCUGUACUUGGAUUGCACAUAAAGAAAAGAAUAUUUAUGUUUGUACAAUCUUGUUGUGACUCGACUAUAGUUUAUGCCACUUCAAGAAUUAAACAGUUGAAAAUGGCCUGUUCUUGGUGUAGUUGCUACGACUGCUUUAUAUUACAACCGUACAUUAACAUUGCAUUUAUCAUUUUACACCGACAA
Molecule: messenger RNA, 1864 nt
Organism: Corticium candelabrum
Lineage: Eukaryota; Metazoa; Porifera; Homoscleromorpha; Homosclerophorida; Plakinidae
Product: inactive tyrosine-protein kinase transmembrane receptor ROR1-like
Exons: 5
Coding region: 106-1677 (523 amino acids)
Biological process (GO): positive regulation of phosphatidylinositol 3-kinase/protein kinase B signal transduction; cell surface receptor protein tyrosine kinase signaling pathway; multicellular organism development
Cellular component (GO): plasma membrane; signaling receptor complex
Molecular function (GO): transmembrane receptor protein tyrosine kinase activity; ATP binding; Wnt-protein binding
Source: RefSeq, a predicted model, not a curated record